Dentiscutata erythropus is the source of this 408-nucleotide messenger RNA. NCBI's taxonomy places the organism in Eukaryota, Fungi, Glomeromycota, Glomeromycetes, Diversisporales, Gigasporaceae. The record is from the annotation of a GenBank genome assembly.
AUGCCCAAAAGAAUGACUUUUACUGAUUUACAAAGACAUAAGCUUUGCAUCUAUACUUAUAAUAAACCUAGUAAUUCUAAAACAAAACAUCACAGAACUGUUACCUAUUCAGAACUAGAUCUUGCUCUCAAGAAGUUCAUGCUGAUUUAUCAGUAUCGAACAGUUUUAACUAAUGCUUUACUUGUUGAAAAAGCAAAGUCACUUGCUAAUGGUUUGAAAAAUCUUCAAAAACUUCAAGAAGAAGCUGCAUUCGUUGAUAUAGUGGCAAUUAACAACAUUAUGCUAUCAAUAAAAGAUAGGUUGAAACCUGACCAUAUAUUGGCAACUCAACAACUUUCUGAAUAUAAAAAAAUAAGGAAUGCUUCUCAAUUGUAUUGUGUUCAAAUACUGAUGGUUCUUUCAAAAUAG